Pseudogymnoascus destructans is the source of this 687-nucleotide messenger RNA. RefSeq lists its product as uncharacterized. Bases 1 to 687 code for a protein of 228 amino acids. Lineage: Eukaryota; Fungi; Ascomycota; Leotiomycetes; Thelebolales; Thelebolaceae. The transcript has 2 exons. The record is from RefSeq and is a predicted model, not a curated record.
AUGAGUCUCGACAGGCUGCUCCAUGGCGGCUGUAGCUGUGGCCGUAACACCUUCAUCAUCGAGAUGCCCCCCAAGGCAUCCGACACAGCCCAAGUGAUUUUUGAUGGCAACAAUUCCUUCCGCAUCUCGCCACUCGCAGCCCACCUUAGAGUACCCCUCGCCUGGUACCACUCCGCAACCCACGCCUUCUUCCCCGACGAAACGCACCCCGCCAUCCGCCGUGCCUACGCGCCCUCCUCCAGCUCACUCCGCCACUUCUGCGGCUUCUGCGGCUCGGACCUCGCGAUGUGGUCCGAGGCGCCAAGGGGAGAGGGGGAAUACAUCAGUCUCGCGCUCGGGUCGCUGGACCGAGGCGACCUCCACGACCUAGGCGAGCUGGGGCUGCUCCCACAAGAGGAGGCAGAGAAACGACUGAGCGUACGGCCCGAGGAGCCUGUAGCAACUCGAGCAGCACCGCGUGUUGGCGAGGGCCUGCCAUGGUUCGAGGCGAUGAUCGAGGGGAGUGCAUUGGGGAGGAUGAAGGUCCGGCGGGGGCUGGAGGAGAAGGAUGGGAGGAGGGUUGAGUGGGAGGUUGUGGAGUGGACGGAGGGCGGAGAGGAGGCGGAGGCCGAUUCCAGCGCGGGGGAGGUGGCCGCGGGCGGGAAGCGGAAACUAGAGGAUGAUCAUGCGGAUAUGGGGCGUCGAUAG